Molecule: messenger RNA, 882 nt
Organism: Triticum turgidum subsp. durum (durum wheat)
Lineage: Eukaryota; Viridiplantae; Streptophyta; Magnoliopsida; Poales; Poaceae
Source: the annotation of a GenBank genome assembly
AUGGGGAGGCCGGGGUACCUGACGCUGCCCAUCUUCGCGGUGCUCGCCGCGAUCGGCUACGUCUACUACACCACGGUCUUCGUCGCCGUCGCCGGCUGGCUCGGCCUCGCCACGGCCGCCGGGGUCGCCAACGCCGCCGCCUUCACGGCCCUCGCCGCCGCCUGCCUCGCCACCUACGCCGCCGCCGUCUCCCGGGACCCCGGCCGGGUGCCGCCCGCCUUCCUGCCCGACGUCGAGGGCGCCGACACCCCCGUCCACGAGGUCAAGCGCAAGGGUGGUGAUUUGAGAUAUUGCCAGAAAUGUAGCCACUAUAAGCCCCCACGCGCACACCAUUGCCGUGUGUGCAAGAGAUGUGUUCUGAAAAUGGACCAUCACUGUAUUUGGAUUAAUAACUGUGUUGGGCACGAGAACUACAAGAUAUUCUUGGUCUUUGUAUUGUAUGCUGUAAUUGCAAGCUUCUAUUCAAUGAUUCUAAUUGUAGGGAGCGUCAUUUACAGUGCUCCGAAAGAUGAACAGUUAAGCAGUGAUUCUUCUAGAACAUUGAUUAUUAUUUGUGGGAUCAUUCUUUGUCCAUUAACUCUGGCGCUGUCAGUGCUCCUGGGCUGGCAUAUCCACCUCAUAUUACAGAAUAAAACUACAAUUGAGUACCAUGAAGGAGUUAGAGCAAUGUGGUUGGCAGAAAAGGGUGGAGACCUUUAUCAUCAUCCAUAUGACCUUGGUGUCUAUGAGAAUCUUAUUUCGGUGCUUGGGCGUAGCAUAUUCUGCUGGCUCUGCCCAGUAUCAGUCAAUACAGGCAAUGGCCUACGGUUCCGUGCAUCGUAUGAUAUUUUACCAUCUACACCACCAUGUGAUUUACAAAAGAUAGCAUUACAUUCACAUUGA